CCGGAGCGGCGAGAAGGGGGGUCGCUGCGGUGGUGCUCUGGCUGUCGCGCUCUCCUUGCCUGGCUGCCGGCUCGGUGGGCUCCUCCCGGCGUUUCCCUCGCCUCUGGGGCCCCGCUCCCCGCCCUCCGCGGUAUGUCUUGAUCCCGAGCAGCGGGUUUCAUGGGGCUCCUCAGGAUUAUGAUGCCGCCCAAGUUGCAGCUGCUGGCGGUGGUGGCCUUCGCGGUGGCGAUGCUCUUCUUGGAGAACCAGAUCCAGAAGCUGGAGGAGUCCCUGUCGAAGCUAGAAAGGGCGAUUGCAAGACAUGAGGUCCGAGAAAUUGAGCAGCGACAUACGAUGGAUGGCCCUCGGCAAGAUGCAGCCUUAGAGGAGGAAGAGGACAUGGUGAUCAUUUAUAACAGAGUUCCCAAAACUGCCAGCACCUCAUUUACCAAUAUCGCCUAUGACCUGUGUGCCAAGAAUAGAUACCACGUCCUUCACAUCAACACUACCAAAAACAAUCCAGUGAUGUCACUGCAAGAUCAGGUGCGCUUUGUAAAGAAUAUAACUUCCUGGAAAGAGAUGAAACCAGGUUUUUAUCAUGGACAUGUUUCUUAUUUGGAUUUUGCAAAAUUUGGUGUGAAGAAGAAGCCAAUUUACAUUAAUGUCAUAAGGGAUCCUAUUGAGAGACUGGUUUCCUACUAUUACUUUCUGAGAUUUGGAGAUGAUUAUAGACCAGGGUUAAGGAGACGAAAACAAGGAGACAAAAAGACCUUUGAUGAAUGUGUAGCCGAGGGCGGCUCCGACUGUGCUCCUGAGAAGCUCUGGCUUCAAAUUCCAUUCUUCUGUGGCCACAGCUCCGAAUGCUGGAAUGUGGGAAGCAGGUGGGCUAUGGAUCAAGCCAAGUAUAACCUAGUUAAUGAAUACUUUCUGGUGGGAGUUACUGAAGAGCUUGAAGAUUUCAUCAUGUUACUGGAGGCCGCUUUACCCCGGUUUUUUAGGGGUGCUACAGAACUCUACCGUACAGUAGGAAAGAAAUCUCAUCUUAGGAAAACCACAGAGAAGAAACUUCCCACUAAGCAAACCAUCGCAAAACUACAGCAGUCUGACAUUUGGAAAAUGGAGAAUGAGUUCUAUGAGUUUGCACUGGAGCAGUUCCAGUUCAUCAGAGCCCAUGCUGUUCGAGAAAAAGAUGGAGACCUCUACAUCCUCGCACAAAACUUUUUCUAUGAAAAGAUUUACCCUAAGUCGAACUGAGUCCGAGGUGUGACUAUUAGAUUCCUGAACAAAAACUUUGACGCUGACUUCACCUUCAUUCUCAGCUCUGCAACCUGGAUUGCUGAUCGUGUAUAAGAUGGUUUGUGUCGAGCUGAGUUAGAAACGGUCAUGUCGAGGAAUUAGAUGCUGGCUGCUCUGUGUUGUAAAGGGUUUAAGUUUCAAGCAUUUUUCUUUUUUCAGGUUAGAUUUUGGUGAGAAUUAUUAUCCCCACUUGCCUAAGGGAAAACAAGCUUACAUCACCUAAAAUAAACACAUGGCAAGUCUAAUCAAAAAGCUAAAUGCAAUUUAGAAAAGGGUCUGAUAGUCUAGUUUUUGAUAAAGCAUUUUUUCAACUAACCAUGAAUGAAGAUGAAUCCAUUUGCCACUUCCGCCUUCCCCAGGGGUUUAGGUUAGAAAUAGCGGUGGUAACUUGGGCAGCGUGUGCUUUGUUUCUGUGAAUCACAUCUCAUGAAAUUUAUCCAGCUGUUUGUAUUUGCUAAGAAAUGUGACUGCUAUAGUUGGAGUUACCCAUUUUUAUGUAGGUGGUUUUAAAUUUUUUAAAUAAUCAUUAAUGUUAAAUACCAGUUUAAACCAUGAAUAAUGCUAUAAGAAGAUAAAGAAUCAAGGCAGUAUUGCUCAUUCCUGUCUCCCCAGUAUUUAUUAUUGGGAAUACACUUCAAAGAAGGUUGGCAUUGUCAGAAGUUUUAGCUAAGACUUAGAUGCAUUAAUAUAAAAAAGUCAGUUUAGUAUUUGUUCCUCCAGGGGUUGUUUGUCAAGAUGUAAACUGAGCUAUCGGCAACUUUAAGACUCCAGUGGUGAGCUGUGGUGUGGGUUGGGUUUUCUUACUUCUGUACUUUUACCUGUAGACUAUUUUUACUAAGGUGCUUUAUAAUGUGUUUUAAAGCAUUGCAUUUACAAAAGAAAAAAAAAAGGAAAAUGCUGUACAUAGUGCAUAUUUUAUGUAUUUGGACCAAAAAGUUAUAAGUAACUAGACAAAAGUGGUUUUGCACCAGUUUUAUUAUGUCAAGUAAAACCAUCAGACCUACUGUUCUUGUAUUUCUCAUUUAACUGUACUGUUAAGACAUCACUGACAUGAAUUUCAAUGACCCUUCAAUUUUGAUACACAAUGCAUUAUUCAUAUCUGGAGGUGGUAGUUGCGAUGGAAAGAGUACUGGACGGAGUCAUAAAACCUGAUUUCUGGUCUUGGCUCCGCCACUUACCAGCUGUUGUGACUGUGGGCAAGUCACUUAACCUCUCAUUGCCUCGACUUCCUGGUCUUGAAAUGAGGCUGAUGAGACCUGCUGUACCUACCUCACAGGGCUGUUGUGAGGCUGAGAUGAGAGGGCACGUGAAGCACUUUGGAGCUGCAAAGCAGUGAAAAGUAUAAGGUAUUAACUGUAGAAACAUCUUUAACACGUGGUUUCAGACCAUUCUUUUUUUUUUUUUU
Messenger RNA from Lepus europaeus (European hare), 2680 nucleotides. It is a transcript of the gene HS2ST1, whose product is annotated as heparan sulfate 2-O-sulfotransferase 1. Gene Ontology annotation, cellular component: membrane. Lineage: Eukaryota; Metazoa; Chordata; Mammalia; Lagomorpha; Leporidae. The record is from RefSeq and is a predicted model, not a curated record. Gene Ontology annotation, molecular function: heparan sulfate 2-sulfotransferase activity. The transcript is spliced from 7 exons. Bases 160 to 1233 code for a protein of 357 amino acids.